AUGCACGACCUCUGCACGACCUGGCGUGACGCUGGGCUCUUUCCCGAAAAUAUCGGCGGGAAGAACUGGCGUAAUGAGCAGUACACGAUCCACUACCACCCGUACGCUGACGUCCGACCCGAGAACGGGGCGUUCGCAAUGGAGCGCUCCGCGUGCCAGCUGUUCGGCGUGGUCACGUACGGAGUACAUAUGACUAUGUGCAAGCGUGUCAACGGGGAGCUGAGGAUUUGGGUCCCGACGAGGGCGAAGAACAAGCCUACAUGGCCGCUAUACCUCGAUAACACCGUCGCUGGUGGGAUCCCACACGGUUUCACCCCGCUGGAAUCAAUGAUAAAGGAAUGCGAAGAAGAGGCGUCCCUGCCCGCCGAGUUCGUCCGGGAGCACAUCAAGCAAGUGAGCUCCAUUACCUACUUUUACAAAGAGCGGGGAGGCUGGCUCCAGCCUGAGGUGCAGUACGUGUAUGAUAUGUUCCUCCCCGAGGGGGUGGAUGAGUCCCCCCGCCCGUCGGAUGGGGAAGUGGAGUCGUUCGAGUUGUGCUCGCUCGACGAUAUACUAGAGAAGAUGCAUGCCGGAAGAUUCAAGCCGAACUGCGGUGCAGUCAUUAUCGACUUUAUGAUACGCCAUGGGUAUUUGACCGCAGAGAACGAGCCGAACUAUCUGGAGAUCAUUACCCGCCUGCACAGCCGGGCGGAGGGGUACGGCCCAGUGAGGAAGACAUAG
Molecule: messenger RNA, 720 nt
Organism: Dacryopinax primogenitus
Lineage: Eukaryota; Fungi; Basidiomycota; Dacrymycetes; Dacrymycetales; Dacrymycetaceae
Exons: 6
Coding region: 1-720 (239 amino acids)
Molecular function (GO): 8-oxo-dGDP phosphatase activity
Source: RefSeq, a predicted model, not a curated record